AUGGCGGACCGCGAUGUCCUUCCCGAUGCCAUCAGGCCCUCGCAUUAUGUCGUCUCCCUGCGCGAGCUUGACUUCAAGAACUGGACCUACCAGGGAACCGUCAGGCAAGUUGCCAACCACCCCAUUGACGUAGAGGUUGUCAAGCCCACCAAGGAGGUCGUCAUCAACGCCCUCGAGCUCAAGCUGUCCAAGGCUUCCGUUACCGUCACCCAGAACAAGUCGACCGAAUCGUACGAAUCCGCCUCCAUCUCCCUCGAUGAGAAGAAGCAGCGCGCUGUCAUCGCCUUUGACCAGGAGAUUCCUGCCUCCCAGAAGGCUUCGGUCCUCAUCCACUUUGAGGGUAUCCUGAACAACGACAUGGCCGGCUUCUACCGCAGCAAAUACACCCCCGCCGUCACACCCGCUGCCUCGGUCCCCCGCGAUGACGAGUGGCACUACAUGCUGAGCACCCAGUUCGAGCCCUGCGAUGCGCGUCGCGCCUUCCCCUGCUUCGACGAGCCCAACCUCAAGGCCACCUUUGACGUCGAGCUCGAGAUCCCCGACGACCAGGUCGCUCUCAGCAACAUGCCCGUCAAGGACACCAAGAAGACGCGCGAUGGCUUCCACCUGGUCUCCUUUGAGACCAGCCCCAAGAUGAGCACAUACCUUCUCGCCUGGGCCAUCGGCGACUUUGAGUACGUCGAGGCCUUUACCGAGCGCCGCUACAAUGGCAAACAGCUGCCUGUCCGUGUCUACACCACGCGCGGUCUCAAGGAGCAGGGCCGCUGGGCUCUGUGGCACGCGCCCAGGAUCAUCGAUUACUUCUCUGACAUUUUCGGCAUCGAGUACCCUCUGCCCAAGGCCGACCUGCUCGCCGUCCACGAGUUCUCCGCCGGCGCCAUGGAGAACUGGGGUCUGGUCACCUACCGUACGACGGCUGUCCUCUACGACGAGAAGACGUCCGAGCCCCGCUACGCCAACCGCGUGGCCUAUGUCGUCGCUCACGAGCUCGCCCACCAGUGGUUUGGCAACCUUGUCACCAUGGACUGGUGGGACGAGCUGUGGCUGAACGAGGGCUUUGCCACCUGGGUUGGCUGGCUCGCAACUGAUCACCUGCAUCCCGAGUGGCAGGUCUGGCCGCAAUUCAUCAACGAGGGAAUGGAGAUGGCGUUCAAGCUCGACAGUAUCCGUGCCAGCCACGCCAUCCACGUACCCGUCAAGGACGCCCUCGACGUCAACCAGAUCUUCGACCACAUCAGCUACCUCAAGGGUUGCUCCGCCAUCCGCAUGCUCGCAAACCACCUCGCGUCGAGACCUUCCUCAGGUCGUGUCUACUACCUGAAGAAGCACCAGUACACCCCCCUGCUCGCUUCCUCUCACGCCCACCGCCUCAUCGGCGCCCAGCGAAUUAUUUCGAUUGUGCUGCAGAAGAAGGAGGACACCAUCACUGACAUUGAUUCCGAGUUCUACAAGCUCAACUCUGGCGCCUCGGGCUUCUACCGCGUCAACUACCCGCCCGAGCGCCUGCUGCAGCUUGGCAAGCAGCUCGACCGCCUGUCCAUCGAGGACAAGAUUGCCAUCAUCGGAUCCGCUGGUGAUCUCGCCUUCUCGGGCAACGGCACCACUGCUGCGCUCCUCUCGUUCAUCCAAGGCUUCAGCAAGGAGGACAACUACCUGGUCUGGAGCCAGGUGCUUGACUCCAUCGCAUCGGUCAAGUCUGUUUUCGGCGAAGACGAGGUCAUCAAGAAGGGCCUCGAGGCCUUCACCCUCAAACUGAUCGACGAAGCCGUUAGUAAGGUCGGCUGGGACUAUCCCGAGGGCGAGAGCUACCUCACUGGUCUGCUGCGCAAGCGUCUUAUCCUCACCGCCGGUGUCAACGGCCAUGCUAGCGUCACCGAGGAGGCUCUCAAGCGAUGGAAGGCCUAUGUCGAGUCGCCCGAGUCGAACCCUCUCCCGCCGGCCCUGCGCACGCCCGUGUUCCGCGUGGCCGUCAAGCACGACCCCGUCAAGGCGGUCGAGGUGCUCAAGAAGGAGUGGUUCACGACAAAGUCGAUCGACGGAAAGGAGGUCUGCCUCAGCGCCAUCAGCGCGGCCCGCGACACGGAGCUCGUCAAGAAGACGAUCCUCCCCUUCCUCUUCAACCGGUCCCCGCCCGCGCCGGCCUCCGAGUCGGUGCCCUCGUCCGACAUGCACGUGCUGGCCUCGGGCCUCGGCGCCAACGCGUCCGCCCGCGAGGCCCAGUGGCAGUACCUCCAGGCCCACUGGGACGACUGCGUCGUCAAGGCCGGCAACAACGUCGUCGUCGACCGCCUCGUCUCCACGAGCCUGUCCAAGUUUGCCGACGCCGACAAGAUCAGCGAGAUUGACGCCUUCUUCGCCGGCAAGGACACGGCCGGCUUCAACCGCACCCUCGAGACGGCCAAGGAUAAGAUCCGCGGCCGCGCCGCCUACCGCCAGCGCGACGCCGCCGCUCUCAAGGCGUGGCUCGCCGCCAACGGCUACGCUGCGUAG
Molecule: messenger RNA, 2490 nt
Organism: Verticillium dahliae VdLs.17
Lineage: Eukaryota; Fungi; Ascomycota; Sordariomycetes; Glomerellales; Plectosphaerellaceae
Product: alanine/arginine aminopeptidase
Exons: 4
Coding region: 1-2490 (829 amino acids)
Biological process (GO): proteolysis; peptide catabolic process
Cellular component (GO): cytoplasm
Molecular function (GO): peptide binding; metalloaminopeptidase activity; zinc ion binding
Source: RefSeq, a predicted model, not a curated record